Dovyalis caffra is the source of this 774-nucleotide messenger RNA. The record is from the annotation of a GenBank genome assembly. Lineage: Eukaryota; Viridiplantae; Streptophyta; Magnoliopsida; Malpighiales; Salicaceae.
AUGGUGUUUUGGGAAAGUUAUGUGAGUGAUGAAGUAAUGGGAAUUUUUGCCCCAAUUGUCAUUUAUUGGUUGUACGCGGGGUUUUACCAGCUAUUGCCACCAUUGGAUGAAUACCGAUUGCACACUAGAAAAGAGGAGGAAGAGAAGAAUUUGGUGCCGCUAUCGAAUGUUGUUAAGGGUGUUUUGCUUCAACAACUAGUUCAAGCUGCUAUUGCUCAUGUACUCUUUUUGUUGACUGCACCAGCUGAUGAUUUUGGAAUCCCAAUCCAGCCCUCUAUCCCUAUCCAAAUACUGCAAAUUAUUAUUGGAAUGUUCGUCAUGGACACAUGGCAGUACUUUAUGCACCGCUACAUGCAUCAGAACAAAUUCUUAUACCGCCACAUCCACUCUCAGCAUCACAGGCUAGUUGUACCUUAUGCAAUUGGGGCCCUUUAUAAUCACCCACUCGAGGGUCUCGUGCUCGACACAGUGGGUGGUGCCAUUGCAUUCCUCAUCUCAGGAAUGACUGCACGGACAUCGGUCUUUUUCUUCUGCUUUGCUGUAAUUAAAACGGUUGAUGAUCAUUGUGGACUCUGGUUGCCUGGCAAUAUCUUCCAUAUCUUUUUCCAGAAUAACACAGCUUAUCAUGAUAUCCACCAUCAACUCCCAGGCACAAAGUUCAAUUAUUCUCAGCCAUUCUUCUCCAUAUGGGAUAAACUUCUAGGGACUCACAUGCCUUACACUCUUAUAAAGCGACCUGAAGGCGGCUUUGAGGCUAGACUGGUCAAGGACUAG